AUGGCCAACUUGCAGGGACUCAUGAAUCGGUCAUCGAAAAUGGGUCCAAAGCCGUGAAUGGAACUUCGCAUCUCACGGAGAAGGAUGAUUUCCCAACGGAGCAGAGGACUGAGGAGUCCGAGAACAAGUCUGUUGCUGCAGUACCCCAAUCCCCAAUCAUAGAUGGGCAUUACUAUUUACGACAGGCUGCUCACAGUGAAGCUGAACUGCUUGGUUUGAUUGAUCGUGCUGAAUUUGACCUAUCAGACAAGGCUUUGGACGAGGAAUCUUCUGGACUACUGCGGACUGCAAUCGGAAAAGCACGUCUGCUUAUAGCCGAAAAGUUUGCACAAUUUCGUGGCCUCUGUCAGCUGAAUUUGGAAUGGAAUCAACAGACUGCACCGAGUGACCCGGAUGUCAAGCACCUGUUCACUUCUCUUGAAGAUUUGGAUGGAUUUUGGGCUAUUGUUAGAUUGCAAAUCGAUGACGUUCAUAGACUAUUUGACCAAAUCGAGAGACUUCGUUCAAAUAAUUGGAGAACACCGAACGAGGUGGAUUCGAACUCUUUGGCCUCCGGUCAGAAAAAGACUGCAAAGAAUAACACUACCA
Molecule: messenger RNA, 588 nt
Organism: Opisthorchis viverrini
Lineage: Eukaryota; Metazoa; Platyhelminthes; Trematoda; Opisthorchiida; Opisthorchiidae
Exons: 2
Biological process (GO): signaling
Cellular component (GO): glutamatergic synapse; postsynaptic specialization
Molecular function (GO): molecular adaptor activity
Source: RefSeq, a predicted model, not a curated record